Messenger RNA from Athalia rosae (coleseed sawfly), 5490 nucleotides. It is a transcript of the gene DIP-lambda, whose product is annotated as lachesin-like. Bases 897 to 2207 code for a protein of 436 amino acids. The record is from RefSeq and is a predicted model, not a curated record. The transcript is spliced from 9 exons. NCBI's taxonomy places the organism in Eukaryota, Metazoa, Arthropoda, Insecta, Hymenoptera, Athaliidae. Gene Ontology annotation, cellular component: neuron projection.
AAGAGCGAUUGAAAAAAGGAUCGGGAGGAUGAAAAAGAAAAAAAAAGAAAAAAAUCGUGCGCGAGAGACGGGCGAAGCGACGCGUUUUUUAUAAGGGGGGUCGGGAUCGCACGCGAUACGGAGCGGCGUCGAGGCGUAAAAAUGCGCGGUCGCUGAUUUGUGGAGCGAAACCGUAGUACAGGUGUGUUCAUAAAUCUGGUCCCUAACCUACCCCAAAAAGAGAGGAGCCCGCGGUGGCGUGCCUUCCGACGUCGCGUCGGGGUGAAAAGCGGGGAAAUAUACCCUCGCGAGGGUUCGGAGCGCGCGCGCGGGCGCGUCGCUAUUGCCGCGUCGGUCGCGCGCCUUCCACCGUGCAGUAGUGUUAUCGGCUCGGCGAGGCGGGUUGCGCGCUAAAAUGCGCUACGGCAUAGCGCCGAGGGUGGAACGAAGGGGGAUACACACGCCGCGGGGUGGAAAGUGGAAGAGGAGGACGGGAACUACGAGUUUCCGCGGAGAGGGUAGCGAUUGUGUCGGGAGUUGCGUUACAGUCGUGCCGCGCCACCCCUGGGAGUGAGACCGCGUGCGAGAAGAGGGUUUCAGGUACCUCCGAUAAUAAAGUAGUAAGCAAACGUCAAAAGUUACGAGGCGGUCGACCCGCGACCGGCGCUUUUUUUACGCGCUAAAAAUAAUCGGAGAAACUAAAACGUCGCGGUGUUCGAUAAUAUACACACACAGGGGUUCCGAUCGCAAACUCGAUCGCCUCGAUUAAAAAAAGAGAAUCGAUCCACGAUCGAGAAACAUCGUUUACCUACGUGCGUAUCGGGCAAAAUCGUGAACGAUUACCAAAAGUUAGAGGGAUUGGUGCUUCCGUCAGGCUUAGAUCGCUCCUCGAGCAAGACGAAUUCACCCUCCUACCCAUGGCAUCGAGGAAACUCGCUGCUGUUCUCGGAGCCAUUCUACAUCUCUGCUUUUGUCAAAAUUCGCCGGAAGUUAAACCAGAGUUUUUGGCUGCGCUGGAGAAUCAUACGGUAACUCAAGGUCGCGACGUGUCCUUCACCUGCGUCGUCAAUCACCUGCAGAUGUACAAGGUUGCCUGGAUCAAAUCAGACUCGAGAGCGAUACUUGCCAUCCACACUCAUAUGGUCGCCCACAAUCCUCGGAUAUCCGUAACCCACAAUGGUCACAACACCUGGAAAUUGCACGUUGCAAACGUCCAGAAAAACGAUUCCGGUACUUACAUGUGUCAGGUGAACACCGACCCGAUGCGUAGUCAGAACGGUUAUAUGGAAGUAGUAAUCCCACCUGACAUACAAGACGAGGAUUCGUCGGACGAUCUGAUUACCCAGGAAGGUGGGAACAUCCGACUACGAUGUGAGGCCACAGGAACACCGAUGCCGAACGUUACUUGGCGUCGCGAGGAUGGGCGUAACAUAAUCCUGCGAGCCGAUGGUCAGAAACAAGCGGUCAAGGUGUACGAAGGUAAGACACUGGAGUUGGUUGGCGUCCUCCGUCAGGAAAUGGGCUUUUAUCUCUGCAUCGCCAGCAACGGGGUACCUCCGAGCGUAAGCAAACGGUACUUGGUCAACGUCAACUUUCCACCUCUGAUCAAGGUCACUAACCAGCUAGUCGCCGCCCCCGUUGACAGAGACGUGGUGCUUCAAUGUUACGUCGAAGCUUCUCCGCGAGCCAUGAACACCUGGUACAAGGACACAGGUGAAAAAUUAUUACCAAACGACAAGUACAUGAUGGCAGAGACGACGUUGAGCGACUACGCUUGGCAAAUGAAUCUUACGGUCCAUUCUCUUGAGAAAAAGGACUUUGGCGGUUACGUGUGUUCGGCAGAAACUGCUCUUGGUAAAGCGGAAGGCGUCAUUCGACUUCAAGAGUUACAUUUGAUGCCAAAGACGACGCCGGUGAGUUUAACGAAAAACACGGACCAGGGACCUCGAAGGAAACUGAAAAAAGAAGAGGAAAGAAAUCGAAAGAAGAACAGACGGCCUUACGGAAAACACUACGGGGACGGCGAUGGGUCCAUCGGGAGUGACGACGACUUUGGAACUACCCAAAGAAUGGGAGGAAGCACGCAGGACCUUCAUCGUACGGAAGGACCUUUGACGGUACCCUCCCUGUCACCGCCUUGGGUGAUCAUUAACGCGGCAACUAGAGAGCAUUUUUUUCCUAUAACAAACGUAAUACUGAUAUUAUUAUUGUUCAUGAUAAUUCUAUAAAGUGGAUUCAGAGAUACCGGCAAGCUUUGCGUGUUAUCGUAUCGUCAAUGAUCAUCGCGUUUAUACCCGCGAUCGCUGCGUUGUCGAUCUUAUUACAAUAAUUUUAAUAUCAUUUAUCUACUAUAACCAUGAUUGUUAUUACUGCCAAAUUAUUUUAAAAUAUGAAAUUUGUAAAUAAAUAGCAAUGAUGAGCACUCAAUCGGAAUGGGAGUAUUAUAGUAAUGAAGAUACGGGCUGUUUGAUAUUACAUUAAUUAUACAUGACGAACUAUAAAAUAUAUUAUGUACCGUAAAACAGGGGUGGUAAUUAUUAAUUAAUUAUUAUACUAGUGGAGAAUGGAGGUAAAAGUAUAGCAUAUACAAUAAUGUAGGCGUAUACUUGCAAGGGAGAUCGGGUAAAUAUUGAAUCCUUAGCUCUAAGAAUUACCCAUACAAAAUAUUCGGUAUGUAUGACGUGGCAUAUUAAAUUUAGAUGUAAAAAUACUAUAUCUAUUACGAUAUAGGUACAUAUACCGUAUCAAUACUAAAUGGGGCGAUGGACCGAGUGACCUCGAAUUAAUUCAUGUAAUACAUACAUAGUAAGAAAAGUGCAGCGAUGAUAUUAUAAUAUUGUACGGAUGAAAUAUUGUUUAUCAAUAUGUUACACAAUUCUUCAUUAAUUCAUAUCAAAAUUGAUGUAAAUCCUACGCAGCGGAAAAUAAUCUACCGGUAUGAUUACUGCGACGUUUGAUUAGAAGCAAUGUAAAUAUGUAAGCGUAAUUAAAGAUUCAGUUUGUCCGAAUUGAAUGAUUAACAAGCAGGAGAAAAUUUUUACUCACAUGGAAUGUAACUGUUAUCAAUUUUAUGAUUUUUUUCCGGUAUGUCUAUCAACGCCCAAACGAAGCGAUUACUUCAACCGACUAUCUUUAUAAUUUAUAGAAAACAUAACGCAUAUUAUGUAUAAGGGUGCAGGAGUCAUUCUUCCAAGACGUUCUUCCAUGAUAUUUGAUGAAGAAAAAAAAAAAUAAUCAAAAUGAAUAAUAUUUUUCUAUUCAUUCUAUGUAUUGUAUAUUUAAAAUCAAUCAUAUUUUCAUUUCUAGUAUAGAUGAACUUUUGAUUUUUAUUAUUUGUUUUUGAAUCAUAGUGUAAAUAGGCUUCACCCGAAAAAUUUCUGUACUGAUUUGGGGUUGAUUGCAAAUAGUCAGAGAACUCGGUCAGAAAUAUUCUCAGUUAGGACAAACCCGUGUGCUAAUGAUUAAGCCAAACAACCACCGACCGAGGCAACACUUGUUAUACUUAUACCGCCUAUACGUAUUGUAUGUAUACCUAAUACGACUAUACUUGCAUACCGACGUUCAUCGUUAUCCCAUUAAUGUCGCAUGUAUCUAAUUUACGAGUUUUCAUUGAACCUGACAGAAUUCAUAUGGGCACAUUAAUGUCAACAAGGAUUAGAACUAUGGAAUUGAGGUCGUACUUCGCCUAAGCUGAUCUAACAAGGAGGUUCAUUACGUUCGAGGAAACGGGUGGUUCGUUUGCCUACAAUCAAAGUCAAGAUCUAAUAAGGGAAAUUCGGUAAAUAGCUCCUCCAGAGCAAUAACGAUCGCUUUAUACGGUCCGCACCACGUACCUCGGACAUAAUGUACACGACCAAGUUUGGAAUUUGAUACUGCUUCAUUGAUCCGAUCAAAGGUUUUGAUUUUGUUGUUUCCUUCGGACCAUUCAAUGCAUUUAUUCGUUGCUGAUUUCGGACUGGCCCUUCGAGCUACGUAGAAUGUUUCUUGACGCUAAUUUAGCGAACAAUGAAAAGUUUCGCGCAAACGUUAUUAUGUAUGUUUAGGCUGCGAAAUAUUCUUACCGAAGUGUUGUCGGUUAUUGAUUAAGUAUUCGUUAUAAUAAUGUGACCAACGGUAUUGUUAGAAAAUUACAAAGAAUUCAAAAAAUUUUUUGUAAAUAAAUACGUAUUAGCACGGAAUUGCCUCUAUUGUGGUAAAUUAAUACUUUUCGUUGCGCCAAAUCGCUGUGCUAAGCUUAUUCAAUAACUAAAUAUAAACGCGGUGUCGUGACAAUAAAAUAUAUAUUGGCAUAGUUCGUACUAGGUAACUGUUCAAAGAAUAUAAAUGAACGGUCAUACCUAUAUUUAAUGGUUGAUUAAAUAUAUAAUGAUGAACCAGAAAUCGAAAGGUUCUUUUUCGCAUAAAAAUAAAGGUGUUUAAAUUAAGUACAAAAUACAGAAAAUAAUAAAUAAUGCAGAAAUAUUAUACAUAGAUUAUACAUAUUUGGCAACGACACAUAUGAAUUAUGUAGGACCACGGUAAAUGUACAUAAAUAUAACAUUAUUCACUAAACAUUGAAAAUACCACGCAGCAUAAUUAUUGAAUUGUAAAUAUUUAUAAUUGAAUGUUGAAUUUCACGAGUCGCGGUAUUAACUAACGUUGUUAAUAAUUGCAUAUAAAAGUUGAUUAGAUUUUAUAUCUAAAGGAAAAUUACUUCAUGUACGGUGCUGUUAUGAUAAAAAUGAAAAAAAUGUUUUGCCAUGUAUGAAGUAGACGUUGAAAUAUCUACGGGCUUAGGCGUCAUUUCCGAAAGAUGAAUGUUCCGGUUAUGCAAAGUUUCGUAUUUGUGCUAAUAAUCCAAACUUUCUUUCAACCUUAUUCAGAGCCAUUACCUACAUUUCUCAUGUUAAACAUUUUCCUGAUUAUGCCAGAUUUUUUUUUCAUCAAAAUUCGCCUCGGCCCUAAAUGAAUUACCAGUAACGAUUUCACGAUAAACAAGUCUCUAUUUUAAUUCCAAAAACGUAGAAAGACAUGAAAAACAAUCAACACAUAUUAAUAGUCACAUUGUGCAAUACACAAAUGUGGUGAGAAGCAUACAGUCGAAAUAAAACAAUGUUCAUAAAACCGUAUAAUAGCUCCGCGCAAUGAAGAACAAUAAAAAAAAUGUAUCAUACAUAAUUUAUUAUAGGGAUCUCGCAUAUUUUGUACCCAUGUCGUGUACAGAAAAGAAAAAAAAGUUCUACAUUUUCAUUUCGCAAGUAAUAGAAUGUAAAUGACAUUCGUGUACGUUAAAGAUGGGGGUUUAAGGUACAGUUGUAAUAAUAUUUUCUGCGUUUUACAAGAUAAAUAACAUCGUUUAUCUUUUUAUAACUUUUAUUAUUAAUAAUUGCCUUCGUAAACGUUAAAAUAACCAAACUAAUCACUAGUUCACGAUUUGGAGUUGAAGUAAAGGAUAGAACGACGUAUAAUAGGAAUAAUAUGAUGUAUAAUAUUAUUAAAUUCAGACAAUAAAAUGUUUAUUAUCGAUGUUAA